This is a messenger RNA of Notolabrus celidotus (New Zealand spotty), 1972 nucleotides long. Its product is annotated as alanine--glyoxylate aminotransferase 2, mitochondrial-like. Gene Ontology annotation, biological process: glyoxylate catabolic process. The record is from RefSeq and is a predicted model, not a curated record. Gene Ontology annotation, molecular function: L-alanine:glyoxylate transaminase activity; pyridoxal phosphate binding. Lineage: Eukaryota; Metazoa; Chordata; Actinopteri; Labriformes; Labridae. Gene Ontology annotation, cellular component: mitochondrion.
AUGUAUAAAGUUGUGUCCUCUCUGAGUGGCCGCUGUGCAGCUUUAACAGGACAGUCCAGCUGUUCCAGUGGUUUGGCCAAAUUUCACCUGGGGAGUGGUGCAGUAUGUCAGAAAGAUGCCUUCAAAAACCGACCUUCAGACCUCCCAGAGAUGCCCCCAUGCACCUUCAAACCAAAUGAAUACAAGGGUAUGUCCAAAGAUAAGAUCAUGGCGAUUCGCAGGCAAAACUGCAACCCUGUGACCAUGAAGAUAACCUACUACAAGAAACCACUGUUCAUCCAUCAGGGACACAUGCAGUGGCUCUGGGACGUAGAAGGGAGGCGAUAUCUGGACCUGUUUGCUGGUGUGGCUACUGUCAGUGUUGGCCACUGCAACCCGAAGGUGACAGCAGCCGCAGAGAAGCAGAUGAAGAUACUGUGGCACACUACAAACAUUUACAUCCAUCCCACUCUCCAUGAGUACAGUGAGAAACUGACCGCCCUCCUACCAGAUCCUCUGAAGGUUGUGUAUCUGACCAACAGUGGCUCAGAGGCCAAUGACCUGGCUAUGUUAAUAUCUCGACUCUACACAGGGAACUUUGACAUCAUCACUUUCAGAGGAUCAUACCACGGUGGCACCCAACAGACUAUGGGUCUAACAUCCAACUCACCAUACAAAUACCCUAUCCCCACAAGUUCAGGCUGCACACAUACCAUGUGUCCUGAUGUGUUCAGAGGUCCAUGGGGAGGAAGCAACUGCAGAGACUCUCCUGUGCAGACCAUCAGAGACUGUAACUGUGCUGAAGGUCAUUAUGGCAAUGACAAAUACAUUGGACAGCUGAAAGAGACAUUUGCUACAAGUGUCCCGAGUCGAAUUGCUGCAUUCUUUGGAGAGCCCAUUCAGGGGAUGGGAGGAGCUGUGCAGUAUCCCAAAAACUACUUUAAGGAGGCUUACAAACUUGUGAGAGAGAAAGGAGGUGUCUGCAUCGCUGAUGAGGUCCAGACUGCAUUUGGGCGAACAGGAACUCACUUUUGGGGUUUCGAAGGUCAUGAGGUUAUUCCUGAUAUUGUCACCAUGGCAAAGGGCAUUGGCAAUGGAUUCCCCAUGGGAGCUCUUGUUACAACACCAGAGAUUGCUGAAGCUUUCAACAAGGCUUAUCACUUCAACACCUUUGGAGGAAGUCCUUUAGCUUGUGCCGUUGCAUCAUCAGUGCUUGAUACUAUCAAAGAAGACGGCAUACAGCAGAACUGUCUGAAUGUGGGGACCUACCUGAUGACUGAGAUGGUGAAACUCAGAGACAAGUAUGAGAUCAUUGGUGAUGUCCGGGGUAAAGGCCUGCAGAUCGGUAUUGAAAUGGUCAAAGAUAAGGUUAGCAGAGAACCACUGUCUGCUGAGGCCAUGAGUGAGAUCUUUGAGGAUGUCAAGGACAUGGGAGUCCUGAUAGGAAAAGGAGGACUCUAUGGACAGACCUUCCGCGUCCAACCUCCCAUGUGCAUCACAAAGCAGGAUGUAGAUUUCUUCCUGGCUGUUUUUGACAAGUCCAUCCACAACUACAUGAGCCGACACGGCUGAGAGGGGUAACCCAACGCCAAGGACCAAACCUGAAAACACUCAGCAGAGGAGUGAAUCUUUAUAAACCUUUUUCAUGAUGUGUAAACUGUUCAUAAUUUCCCCUUUUUAUGUAACUCAUGUACUAUUGUUCAAUCAGUUUUAAAGCUUCGCUAUGAUCUGUGUUCAUUAUAAAGACUUAUAGCUCGAGGCAACAUCACUCCUUGGAAGAUGGAAAUUGGAAUAAAAAGAACAAAAUAAGAGCAGUCAGGAAGAUGAAUCUAUUGAAUCAACAUUGUUCUGAUUAUUGUACAGUCGGUGAUCAGUUUAUUUCUUGUUACUGCUUUUAUUUCUGAAAGAAAUAACGCCAUGUUUGAUAAAUCAAAUGCAGUGCUUAACAGAUUUGCUUAAAUACAAGACAUUGUUUUUUUUUCCUCCAAAAUAA